AUGUUUUACAUACGAAAAACUUGGGCUAUCUUAAUAAUUCUUUUGGGGGCACAAUUUAUUGGACUUGGUUUAUUUUCCAAAGGAUUUUUUCCUUACAAAAAAAUUUUAUCGGGAUUCGCGAAAAUUGAAGAUUUACCGCGAUAUCCUAAUGGAAAAGAAGCGUUACCACCUGAACCAUUAUUUGAUAAAUUAGUCUUUAUGCUUAAUUCUGGCAUGGAAUUCGUGAAAAGUCUUAUAGAAAGCCAUCGAGCAAUUCCUUAUACAGCACAUGCGUCAGCUCCAACUGUUACAUUACCACGAAUAAAAGCACUCACUACUGGAACAGUUCCGAAUUUUUUAGAUGCAAUUUUCAAUAUUGCAGAAUCUGAUACAUCAUCAUUGGAAUUUCAAGAUAAUUGGUUGACACAGUUGAAAAACGCGAGAAAUAAGACAAUCUCAUUUUUUGGUGAUGAUACGUGGAUAAAUCUUUUUCCCGGAAUUUUUAAAGUUACUGAUGGGACUUCAUCUUUAUUUGCUACUGAUACAGUAGAAGUAGAUUUAAAUGUCACAAGAAAUGUUGUUCCGCAAUUGUUAUCACCAGAAUGGGAUGCUUUGAUAUUUCACUAUCUUGGUUUAGAUCAUAUUGGACAUUCAAGUGGACCAUAUAGUCCAUUGAUGAUACCAAAACAACGAGAAAUGGAUAAUGUAGUAAAAACAAUCUUUGAGAUUAUAGUAAAACAGGAUGAAAUUAGAAUUGAAAAAAAUGAAAAUGCCAAACCAACUUUAUUCGUAUUAUGUGGAGAUCAUGGAAUGAAUGAGGCCGGAAAUCAUGGUGGUUCAUCAAUUGGUGAAACGUCAACGGCAUUUGUCUUUAUGAGUUCAAAAUUCAAUUAUAUGAAUUAUAGGAAUAAUAUGGAUUAUAAAGAUCAUACGGAUAAUUAUCGUUCAUUAAAAUUCUAUAAAGUAGUAAAUCAAAUUGAUUUUGUACCAACAUUAUCAUUUGCAUUUGGAAUUCCUAUACCAAGAAAUAAUUUGGGAAAGGUUAUGCUUGACGUUUUCGUCGAUAUUGAUCCUUUAGAAAGAUUACGAGCAUUACAAUUAAAUGCUCAUCAAUUAUCUGGUAUACUUUUAACACUAUGGAAUUCGUUUGCACGAGAUCCCGAAAAAAUCGAGGAAAUCGAAAAAAUCGAGAAACUUUGUAAUAAUUCUGAUAAAGAUGAAGAGACAAGAUUACAAUGCUUGUAUUUAUUUGCUUAUUAUUUUCACUCAAAAGCACUUGAAUUUCUUGAUGAGGAAUCAAUCGAAAAUGCAUCAUUAUUUUAUGAAGAAUUUAUUACCGAAGCAAGUUCUCUCUUAUCUUCUAGUUCGAGUGAUUAUAAUAUUGAAUCUAUGUGUUGGGGAUUACUUUUCAUGGGAUUUGCAUCCAUCAGUUUUAUCAUGAUUUUAACGAUUGGAUUUUGUGUUACAUUGUUUACAAGUAGUUUUAUUGAAGAAGAACAUCAAUUUUGGUAUUUUUGGAUGCAGACAACUUGGUUUGGACUUUUGUUUAACAGAUUAACAUUGAUAUCUCUGGGUCAGAUGAUACUUGUACGAUUAAUUCGUAGUUGGAAUCAAACAGGUGGUUUUCAAUUAUUUCAAUCAACCACAACUAAUUAA
Messenger RNA from Diversispora eburnea, 1635 nucleotides. The record is from the annotation of a GenBank genome assembly. Lineage: Eukaryota; Fungi; Glomeromycota; Glomeromycetes; Diversisporales; Diversisporaceae.